AUGGAUGUUGAUCAAGAACUGGUAGAAAGGUUUAAGGAGAUUUGUGCAGUAGACGAUUCUAAAGCUCGACAAUUUUUAAUUCAUUGCAAUGGAGAGUUGGACUCUGCAGUUCAUCUUUUCUUCCAGACAGGAGGAAUUAUUGGAGUUCAAGCUGAAGAGUUAUUCCAACAAAAUGAAUUAAGAAGGAGAAAUGUACAGCAAAGCAAUGUUAGUUCUGAUAGAGAGAGUAGAGGUAUAGUACCCAGAAGGCAACCUAUGGGAUGGUUAGAGUGGCUAUUAGCCGUAGCCUCAAUUCCUUUAAGAAUGACUUUUUCCGCAAUUCGUGAUGUUCUUUCAUUUUUCUUUGAUGCAAUAGCGGGGCGAAGCGUACCUAGCGUAAUCGAUCCUAAGGGAGAUGUGGAUAGUUUUGUCAAAAAGUAUAAUGAAGAUUUUUCUGAAAAAACAGAUCAACUGCUCUCGUUUUCUACGUCGACUUAUGACGAGGUCUUGAAAGAAUCUAUGAGAUCUUUACGUAUGCUUCUGAUAUAUGUACAUGAUUCGAGUCCGAAAGGAAACGAAUUUGUCGAGAAAAUAAUGCACGGAGAGCAGUUCCGACAAUUAGUUCUGGAGAAAGAUUUAAUUUUGUGGGGUGUUUCUUCUCAUUCCGGCCAGGCUUCUAGUUUAGCACAGUCACUCCGACCAUCUGGAUAUCCACAUUUCGCUCUUCUUUGCGUGAAAGGCGCAAAUAAGAUGACUCGGCUUGUUCAUUUCAAUGCUGCUGGGAAAGAUGAUGACUUCGUUUGCAACAAUCUUCGUAUUGCGAUCGAGUAUCACGAAGCUCAGUUGAACAUUUUACGACUUCAAAAAGCUCAACGAGAGGAAGAUCAACGUAUUCGAGCCGAACAGGAGAGAGAGUAUCAGGAGAGUGCAGCUAAAGACCGUGCUCGAAUUCAAGAAAGAAAGCGGUUGGAAAGCGAGAAAGCUGAUGCAGAGGAGAAGGAACGACGUUCACAGCUUGAGGCUGAGGAACGGAAACAUGAAAUAUCCAUGCGUCGUGACGCUAUACGUGAGAGUCUUAUUGGUCACGAAGAAGAAGUCAAACCUGAACUGGAUAGUGUUCGUGUUCAAGUUCGUUAUCCUUGUGGUGCUCGUUUGGAUAAGACUUUCACAAUUGAAGACAGUUUAGAGAAACUUUUCACUGCUAUAUUCAUUCACGAAAAAUGUCCAGAUUUCUUCACUGCUCAUACGACUUAUCCACGGAAAGAGCUUAUCUGCGCUCCUGAUUGGUAUCAUGAAAUAAAAUUCGUUCAUCUUAGUGCAGCUGGGGAUGCUCCUGGAGAUUUCAUAGAACCCAAAUCAUUCAAAGAAGAGGGGUUUGAAAAGUCACUAGUUGUGAUGAUUCACGACUGCGAAGCUUGA
Molecule: messenger RNA, 1398 nt
Organism: Auanema sp. JU1783
Lineage: Eukaryota; Metazoa; Nematoda; Chromadorea; Rhabditida; Rhabditidae
Source: the annotation of a GenBank genome assembly